Molecule: messenger RNA, 2216 nt
Organism: Tribolium castaneum (red flour beetle)
Lineage: Eukaryota; Metazoa; Arthropoda; Insecta; Coleoptera; Tenebrionidae
Exons: 8
Coding region: 184-2037 (617 amino acids)
Cellular component (GO): cytoplasm; Cul4-RING E3 ubiquitin ligase complex
Molecular function (GO): protein binding
Source: RefSeq, a predicted model, not a curated record
UGCAUUGGCAUUACUUUGAUUUUUGUUUUUGUGCCGAAUUUGACAGCUCUGUUACUUUUUAUUUAAUGAAAAACAACCCAUCUGUAUUUAAUUUCCCACAAAACUGCGACAUUUACUAGGUGAGUAAUCGUCCAAAUGUGGGUAAAAUAAUCGCGUUGAGAAAUCGUCCCUCGUAAAAUAAAUAUGGAUGAUAAGGAGAAAGACAACAAGAACAAGUCAAACGAUGAGGACAAAUCGAAGGAAAAUGCCAAACGGUUCAAAACCAGCGAAGAGUCGAGCUCUAGCAACACUGCUAGCACUAGUGCUGGGGAGGCAGACAACCCUCCAGAGCCCCCCGUGAGGUUCAACUCCACCCCCAACUCCCGAAACCGCAAUUACCGGAACAGUCGCGAGAAUUUUGAGGAAGAAAGUGGCGAUAGGGACGAUCCCAUGGGGGAAGAAGAGGAAGAACACCAGGAGAAUGAAGACAACGACUGGGAAGACCAUGACGAUAACGACUGGGAGGAUUACGACGAGCCUGAGGAGGUGGAGGAGGAGGAAGAAGAGGACACGUCAGGUGAAGACUCUCAUUUGUUCAGUGACAGCAGUGAUGAUGACUCCACUGUUAUCCUUGAUACAGAUGCUGAAGUCGAUUUCGAAAACCACCCGCUUUUCAAAAAAGAGAAGCCCAAGCACAAGUGGUUCGUUCUCAAGGAAGUUGAUCAAAGACAGUUAGGUUACAGUGCAAAGUUGCAAAGUCGCGAGCUGUUUCAAAGGCGGUGCUACGGCUCCCUACAUUGUGUACAGCGCUUAGAGUUAAUGUAUAAGUUAGAGGAGCAUGCAGGUUGUGUAAAUAGCUUGAAUUUUCACCCCGAUGGUACGCUCUUGGCCAGUGGGGCCGAUGACCUGAAAGUGGUGGUUUGGGACUGGAAGUUGGGUAAAACCUUGCUGAAGUACAAAACGAAGCACAGGGCCAACGUCUUUCAAAGCAAAUUCUUGCAUCUUUAUGGGGAUUUACAUAUCGCGACGUGCGCCAGAGAUGGACAGGUACGGCUGGCACAAGUGAAUAAGGAGGAAGGCGUACGUAACGCCAGGCUUUUGGGGUCGCAUAAGGGGCCCUGUCAUAAGCUCAUCGUGCUUCCAGAACAACCACACAUUAUUUUAAGCGCAGGCGAGGAUGGGGCGGUUCUCAACCAUGAUGUCAGAGACCCCAAAAGCACCAAAGUAGUUACAGUAAAAGAGGAUUCAAAGACAAUAGCUUUAUACAGUAUCCACGGCCACCCGCUAAAGUCGCACGAGUUUUGCGUUAGUGGUAGAGAUUCAAUUGUUAGAGUUUACGACCAAAGAAAAAGUAACAAGCCUGCUGCGACGUACACGCCUUUUGUAAAGGCUAAAGCAAAGAAUCAUAGGAAUUAUCACGUCACUUGUGCUGUAUACAACCACAACGGAUCUGAAAUCCUGGCAUCGUACAGCGAAUCCGAUGUUUUUCUCUUCGAUGUUAACGACACCGAACCUGGGAAAUUUAUCCAUCAGUACCAGGGUCACAAAAACGGAGCCACGAUUAAAGGUGUUAACUUUUUCGGGCCCAAGUCGGAAUUUGUAGUGAGUGGGUCAGAUUGUGGCCACAUUUAUUUCUGGGAGCGGAAUAGUGAAGCGCUAGUGCAGUGGUUACUUGCCGAUGAUAAUGGAGUUGUUAAUUGUUUGGAGCCUCACCCCCAAUUACCUUUUAUUUGUACGAGUGGUUUGGAUUGGGACGUUAAAGUUUGGGUUCCGUCCUGUGAAGUGGAACCAAAAAUGGAAGGUUUGAGUGACACAAUAAAAGAUAAUUUAAAAAUGAAACUAGGUCAUGAAGGAACGGAAUUUAACGAAAAUCGGAUGUUGUGGAUUCUGUGGCGACAUCUCAGGAACACCACUAGACUAAGGGCGUCUAAUAUGCUUAACAUUAGAGAUUUUCUGCAGCUUUAUUCAGACUCGAACUCCUCAGGAUCGGAGAGCGUUGCGAAUUCUGACGGUUCCGACGACGAUCUUGAUAGGCCACCAAACUGUAAUACUUCUUAAUCAACGAAAUUUGUUUUUGUAGCAUUUAUUUUUAUUUUGUUAUAGUUACACCCUUAUUCAGUUUAUUAAUCUUUGAAAAUGUACAUGUAAAUGGUAACUAAAGUAUUAACAUUUUCAUGUGAUUUCGUUUUGUGAAUUUAAAUACGUUUGUCUAGAAAUAAAUUUGUAUGAUAAAUGUA